AUGUUUCCAGCCGGUUCAAUCUGGAGACUUUACGCCGUUUCGGCCGUGAUUGCUCUCGUUAGCCUACCAGCCGUGGAGCUUGCCGAAGUCCAACGACACCCCCUUUCACGAAGAGCCGCGAAGCCGCCACCAGUCGGAGCGCCAGGCACGAAUAUUCGCUGUGGUAACAGCUGGAAUGCAACAGCUUACAUACCAGCAGGCCAUAGCUCUUGCAUAGCAGACGAUGGUCUACCUUACUUUUGUAUAACGUCUACAUGCCAUCUAGAGAAACGAAGAGACCCGAAAACAGUCCCCGGCUUCCGUCUCGAGGACUGGGCGUUUAUAGGCUGCACACGGUACCCCGAUGAACAAGAUGCACAAGAUGUGAAGCCUGUAGAAGUACCACUAAUGCAUCCAACCCAAUUCUGGGCUGAUAAUCGCAGGAGACAGUUAGUGGCUAGGGGUCGGGAUCCAUCAGGUGAUCAAAAGAUACGUCCAUACAAAUGCGGGUGGACCGAACCUCUUGAUAUCAACAACCAAAGAAUUGUGUGUGGUAGAUGUACCCGCCAAAACUUCAAAGAUCUGAAUCCGCCGAAGAUCCCUGGGGCGUGGUGA
Puccinia triticina is the source of this 594-nucleotide messenger RNA. RefSeq lists its product as uncharacterized. The record is from RefSeq and is a predicted model, not a curated record. NCBI's taxonomy places the organism in Eukaryota, Fungi, Basidiomycota, Pucciniomycetes, Pucciniales, Pucciniaceae. The coding region runs from base 1 to 594 and encodes 197 amino acids. The transcript is spliced from 5 exons.